ACAAAAAAAAAAAAGACGAAAAACCCAUUAGUCGAUCAGCUAAUCUUCAACACACACGAUGAAUAGAUUUUUUGAAUGGAACAAGAAAGCUGAUGCACAAAGCCAUACCACCAGCCAUUCUGCCGGCGCCUCAUCCUCCUCUGGACCUUCUGCUGAUAAUCUGCAAACGAUGAUCGAUCAACAAGAGCAGCUGGUUUAUGAUAUGUUUACAUCGGCUGAUCAUCUCCCCCAAUCAGUUUGGAGCUUUGCUAUGUGUUUAGUUGUUUCCCAGCACCUCAAUACCCAAGUAAUGGAUUUGGAAGCGAACAAUCCAUUAAAGCAGAUUGCAUGCCUGCUUUCUGAGGCCAUGACAACAAUGGGAAAUGAGUUUCCACGUGAGGUGGAAAAAAGAGCGCGGGAGAGGGAGCUGGAAAGAGCACCGGAGGCGGUGGCUAGAAAACAGGAGAUGUUAACCAUAGUUGGUGCUCUAGAUGAACUUAAAAAGAUUGUUGCAGAUGUUAAUGAGUUGGGUAAUAAGAUUGAAGAGGCUAAGGCUCGAUCUGAGGGGGCAUCAAGGGAUGAAGUCAAACAGAUUACUGGAUUUGUUAAUUAUAUGUCCAGCAAAUUCACACUAGCUAGUGUUGGGCUUAGAACACGUGUUACGAAUCCAAUCUACAGGGCAUGUGUCAACCUCAUGAGGCUUGACAAUAUUUAAUCCAGUGGUAAUUAAUGGCGCGUAUUAAUAUAAUAAUUGGUGGACAUGUGGCUUUAAUGCGUUAAAUGAACGGAUUCUUAGUGUAAAA
Molecule: messenger RNA, 782 nt
Organism: Erigeron canadensis
Lineage: Eukaryota; Viridiplantae; Streptophyta; Magnoliopsida; Asterales; Asteraceae
Exons: 3
Coding region: 59-694 (211 amino acids)
Source: RefSeq, a predicted model, not a curated record